GCCGGGCCGGAGCAGGGGGAGUCCGGGCUGCGCCGCCCUCCAGCGCCAUCAUGUGCGAGGUGCCCGCGGAGGUUCAGCGCUUCCUACAGCAGCACCCGGUGCUGCGCCUCGUCGAGCCGGGCAAUAAGGUGAAAUGCAGGUUGACAGGUCACGAGCUGCCAUGUCGGAUGCCAGAGCUGCAAGCUUAUACGAGUGGCAAGAAGUAUCUGAGACUGAUAAAGACAGCAAGAGCAUUUGACUACAGCGAAUUCGAGCCACACGUUGUGCCCAGUACCAAGAAUCCCCAUCAGCUGUUUUGCAAGCUCACUCUCAGGCACAUCAACAGGCUUCCAGAGCAUGUGCUGCGUCAUGUCCAAGGAAGGCGCUAUCAGAGAGCACUGAAAAAAUAUGAGGAGUGCCAGAAGGAGGGUGUGGAGUACGUCCCUGCCUGCCUCCUGCAGAAGAGACAGCGGCGGCGAGAUGACCAGGCUGAGGGGAGCAGGCAGCCCCGCAGAAAGGGAGAAUUCUGGGAGCCUAUGUCCAGUGAAGAGGAAGAAGAUGAGACAGAUGAUAGCAUGAGCGACCUGUACCCAGCUGAGCUUUUCCCAGAAAAAAGGCCAGUGGUGCAAGGAGAACGGGAAGGUGAUGAUGACUUCGUGACAGAUAGCGAGGAAGAUGUGGCCAAGCCUGCAGAGGAAAACAGCAGCAUGAAUGGAGAGGAGAGUGAAAAGAUGGAUGAGACCAGACGAGCUGGCAACAAAAGGGGAAAGCCACAGUUGAGUUCCUUAAAGAAGAAAUUUAAGAGUCACCAUCGAAAACCCAAAAGCUUCAAGAAAGCAGCCAAUGGCAAAUAAACUUUUCUAUACGUGUGAAACAGUAGUUGGCUGGAGCUAGUUCUGUGGCAGUUCUAAAUGGGGCAGGGUGGCACAAGUCCCACUGAAAAGCCUGGCCUUGGACCUUGCCUACACCAUUGUUAGGUUCCAACCAACGGUUUCUAAUGGGGGGGUUUUAGUAAGCUGGAGCACAAAUGGGUUGUGGGCGUUAGGGUCGAUUCUUGGGGUAUGGCCUAGUUCUGACUGAGAGGCCAAUGAUUGGGUGCCUUAUAUUAGUAUAACAUCUAUUCUGUGGCACUUCAUUUUUUGCUGAAAGCGUUGGCAUUUUUAUUCCACUUCCUGCCACACAAGAAUCUACUACCGAGACUAUUAA
Mauremys reevesii (Reeves's turtle) is the source of this 1185-nucleotide messenger RNA. RefSeq names its product surfeit 2 (gene SURF2). Lineage: Eukaryota; Metazoa; Chordata; Testudines; Geoemydidae. The transcript has 6 exons. The record is from RefSeq and is a predicted model, not a curated record. The coding region runs from base 51 to 833 and encodes 260 amino acids.